UCCAAGAAAUGAUAAUCUGGUCAUAUUUUGAAACAACUACUCCACGCAUAUUUUCCACAAUUUGUAUUUUUCGCACGAUGACUUGAAACAGCUGCCCGUGAGUGACUUCUAGAUGUCAGGCGACAAAAUCUUAGGGGAAAGCGAAAGUGAAAGAAAGGCCGCCAUAACUGCCGCUGACGGAGUGGGCACUAGCUUGUUGACCAAGAAAGAUAGGUCUUUACUUGACAGUGUGUUCAUCUUAAUUGACGAAAACAUAAGAACGAUACGUUAUAGCCUGUAUGCAGUUGGAGCAAUAGGGGCAUUAAUACUGGCCAGAAGUCUUCAUGUGCACAAAAAAUUCACCAAGCUCUCUGACAUACCUGUGGAGUUUAUCACCAAGAACAUCUCAUUUCGUGGCCAUGUGAAGGCAGUGGAUAGAGGUCACCUACUCCAUGUGGAUCAUCUGCCCAUUUACACAUUAAGAUGGCUGCCAUCGGGAGAGGGGCUGUUGCCUGUAAGGCUGGCUGGGGUUCGCAUCAGCCCAGUGGGAUCUAAAUGGCUGGCUGAUAAGGUCAUGGGGAAUGUUGUCAAGGUCACUCCUCUCCAACUUGUUAAUGAUGCCAUGGACAGUGUUGUCUUUUUAGAAAAGGGCUUUUUACGCAGAUCGACAUGUGUUAACAAAGCCUUGAUAGAGCAGGGGUUGUGUAAGGUGGAUUACCCUGACACUUUACCCUCCUCAGAUGCUUACCGCAGACUGCUGGACAGCCUCAUCGCAUGCGAGACUCGAGCAGACAGAAAGGGGAAAGGCCUGUGGGGAAACAGGACGACUGACAUCACCAGCCAACAACGGCGCUGGAGUUUAAAGAAUUCAUGGAACUGGCUGUGUGGCAAAUUUGUAAAGCGAAAAAGUUAAUCCAUCAAAUCAGCUUAACUGUAGGUUACUUCAGUUUUAAUAGUGAUGUUAAAUCUCAUUCACAAGUCAGCAUUUGUCACAGUUUGCUGUGAGAAAUCAGGUCUUGUUUCACAAAGGAUUUCCCAGACUACACAACCCUGCCAAGGGCCUUAAUACACAAAGGAGAGCUUGAAUUGCUGGCGCAUUCUUGAACAGUUCACAUGGUUUCAAGGUGUUUAAUAAAGCGUACUCUGAUGGCAUUAUUCUGUGUUUACCGAUACAAUUUAUACCUUUUGUGAAGCCCUGAAAAAAGUGCAUAAACUGCAUUGAAAGUUGCUGUGUCGUGUAAACAUUGAGGAAUGAGGGUAGUGUAUUUCCAAGUUAA
Liolophura sinensis is the source of this 1256-nucleotide messenger RNA. RefSeq names its product protein C3orf33-like. The record is from RefSeq and is a predicted model, not a curated record. The coding region runs from base 113 to 892 and encodes 259 amino acids. The transcript is spliced from 5 exons. NCBI's taxonomy places the organism in Eukaryota, Metazoa, Mollusca, Polyplacophora, Chitonida, Chitonidae.